Molecule: messenger RNA, 747 nt
Organism: Sitophilus oryzae (rice weevil)
Lineage: Eukaryota; Metazoa; Arthropoda; Insecta; Coleoptera; Curculionidae
Exons: 8
Coding region: 120-572 (150 amino acids)
Source: RefSeq, a predicted model, not a curated record
CUUGUCAAAAAAUGUUCAAUCAAUAAGUCACAAAUUUUAUAGCAAUUAAUUUUAGAAAUUCUCUCUUUCUCAAAAUUUUAGUGUAAAGUCCUGGUUACUUUUUAAAAGAAAAAUUCAAAAUGGACGAUUGUUAUUGUGGACCGGGACCAUCAAGAAGAGUUCCUCGUAUGGGAGCAAGCAGUUAUGGCUCUAGAGCUCCACCACCAUAUGACAGGCCUUUGCCACUAUCCAUGCCCACUGCUCCACGUCCUAGGAGCCCCCCUAGAAUGCCCACCACAGUUCCAGGUCACGUCAGACAAGGAGGAUACAACCCAGAUGAGACAAUCACCAAUAUCCUGGAUCAAACAAUAAGAGGAGACUCCACUAUACUCAGAGCCCCACAGCCAGAAAGGUUAGAAGAAACUUUGGACGAACUCAACAAGCUAGAAUACAUCGAACGUCAAAAUGUCGAAGACGAUCUUAGAGAGUUUCAGAAAAACCGCAGAAAACUUGUUUUCAAUGUUGUUUCUCUUCAGUUAUCCAAGACCAAGAAAAGUCUCCACAAAGCCGCAAAGAAACUGGGUCUUAAGUGAUUCCUAAAAAAUAUGUGCAAAUGUAACAAGUCUAAUAAAAGUUCAGAUUUUCCACAAUAGAUGUCGCUAAAUUUAUCAGAAUAAUUGUUAUACGAUAAAGGAUACUGUAUAAAAAACUUUAACUAUUAUCUCAUAGAUGUCGCAAUACGUAGUUAAUAAAGAGAUUCUGUAAUAG